Molecule: messenger RNA, 1861 nt
Organism: Fomitopsis serialis
Lineage: Eukaryota; Fungi; Basidiomycota; Agaricomycetes; Polyporales; Fomitopsidaceae
Exons: 6
Coding region: 26-1861 (611 amino acids)
Source: RefSeq, a predicted model, not a curated record
CUAGUUCCCAAACAAGUCCACCACAAUGGAGGAUCACCUCGCCGGGGAGAACUUGAACUCAGAGGCUCAUGUCCUGUCUACGGCAUUCGCCAAGGCUAAUAAGCGCAGCUCCUCGAGCUCCGAUACCUCCUCGAGUGUUUCCUCUGGGGAGGGCUCUCCUCACGAUGUGCCCAAGCUCGAGGCCCACCUUUACUAUGCCGGUCUCUCUGGUCACAGUGGUCCCAAGCUGGUCUACAGGACGUCCUGCGACAAAUUCGUCCCUCCCGAUGGGCCUGAGGCCUAUCGUCGUCUGAUGAGGCUUCGUACCGUUCCCGAAAAUCACAAACUCGGCAAGGAUGGUUUGUGGGAUCGCAUUCGUGCCGAGAGAGGCAUUCAACUCUCGUCCGUCGACCUUGUCCGUUUCACCUGGGUUGAGAAGAACGACGACCAGGAGGACCAAGAAGACGACGACGAUGACGAGGAGGGCCAGGAGGGCCAGGACGACGUUACUAACUACGACGACAUCGCACCCAUUACGCCCGUCGUGGAUGGGACAGUCUAUACCACUCCCGUUACGAUAUGGGUCGGCGUGAUGCCGGAAACUACGACUGGCGAACAUGCCUACAAUCCUUCUAGGGAUAUCCUCAAUUUACUUCAACAGUACAACAUUACCGACGUCGAUGUCGCAUACCGCGAGUCGGAGGUCAAGUUCUCGGGUAGUCCAGAGCUCUUCGCCCCAGUCUCUGACCUCGAUCCUGUCAAGGACGUCAUUGAUAGCUUGUCGACUCCACUUAGUCUGCCUAUUGCCGGCUCGAAGACGAAGAUGCAGGGCACUCUUGGGUUUUACUUUAGGAUCGAGGAAGACCUUUACGCCGUCACCGCCCGCCACGUUCUUUUCAGGGCCAACGAGGCCAACGUCGAAUGCAACUACGUCGCCGGGCCGAAGAAGAAAGUCAUCGUGAUGGGACGCAACACAUUCACCAACCACCUCGCUUUCCUGCAGAGCACCAUCGGCCCUCUUCUCGAUACGGCCGAGUACCUGAAGACGCGCAUCACGUCGUUAACGGCUGCGGUGGACGGCGGAGGCUCCCGUGCUGAACAGUCGAGGCUCGAGCUACCGGAGACACAGGAACAGCUGGUCAAGACACGAACCAAGAUCGACGCGCUCAAGGCACACUUCGUGACAGUGAAGAAGACAUGGAGCAAGGCGAAGGACCGCGUUAUCGGACACGUCGUCUGGGCCCCUCCCAUCAGCGUCGCUACGCCUCCAUAUUAUUACACGCAGGACGUCUGCGUCAUCAAGCUCGAGAAGGACAAGUUCCGUCACUUCAGGAGGAACGUGCUUAGCUUAGGCCCGGAGAUCUCCCCCGCCAACUUCAAGAAGUUGAUGUGCGAACCCUUCGACGCGCCAAACGAAUUCGUCUAUCCGCCUGAAGGUCUCUUCGAAUUGCGGGGCAUCCUUACCGAAGAAGAGAUACACACGCCCAACAACAAGCCUCUGCAAGGAGCUCCCUUCCGCCUCGGUAAUUUAUCCGGGUUUUUGUCCCACGUUCGCCGGUACUUCAUCGCAGGCAGUAUCGACUCGAUUGAAGUGGCGAUCCACCCCCACAACGACUCUGGUCCGUUCUCCAGGGGCGGUGAUAGUGGAUCUGUCAUCGUCGACGCCCGCGGAAGAUUUGUUGCUCUGCUCACCGGUGGAACGGGCAAGACCGGCGCGUCGGACAUUACCUUCGGUACGCCCAUGCAUUGGCUCUGGCCCUUCAUCCUGGCCAAGUUCGACGGUGCCAAUCUACUGGGACGACGACGACAACCGCCCCAACUCGCUUGCCUCUCCCCUCGUAUAAAUCUCACUCAGAUUAUGCCAAACGGACAUCAUAGUUGA